Molecule: messenger RNA, 10206 nt
Organism: Polyodon spathula (Mississippi paddlefish)
Lineage: Eukaryota; Metazoa; Chordata; Actinopteri; Acipenseriformes; Polyodontidae
Product: MAX gene-associated protein-like
Exons: 25
Coding region: 261-8999 (2912 amino acids)
Biological process (GO): positive regulation of DNA-templated transcription; regulation of transcription by RNA polymerase II; cell fate specification
Cellular component (GO): nucleus
Molecular function (GO): protein dimerization activity; DNA-binding transcription factor activity, RNA polymerase II-specific; RNA polymerase II cis-regulatory region sequence-specific DNA binding
Source: RefSeq, a predicted model, not a curated record
GCGGUGGUGACGUCAGGGGUGUUGCGCACGCAUGUUUUCUCAAGCUGGGUGAGACACGGUGUUGAUGGUUUUUUUUUUUUUUUUUUUUUUUUUUUUUUGGAAAGGCGAAAUAAAAACGAAAGGACAGCCAAGACACGACAAGCAAACCAAACGACGCUGUGCGGUGACGUUAUUUCAGACUGAAUUGUCAAAGCAUGCUGACGGCUUGAGGAGGAGGGCGCUGAAAGCCGGCCAGCAGCCCGCCCCAGCGCUGUGACCUCAUGGACACGAAGUCCCCCAUGGUGGUCCUCCGGCAGGACGGGGGCGCCCCAGCGACCCCUUCCCCGGCCGCCCCGCCUGCCUUCUUCGUCAUCUUGAAGCCCGGGCAGCCCGGAGACAAGAACAAAGAGCAGCAGGGCAUCCUGGUGUCCAACCAGGACCUCAGCGCGGCAGCUGCUGCGGCCGUCCCCAAGCUCCCCCCAUCCCUCAUCGCCAUCGCCCCCGCCCCCGCAAUCACUCCAGCACCCGUGCCCAAGCCCCUCCCUGUCCUCAAGCCUCUCAAGGCACCCCCCGCCCUCGUCACCACCAUCAAGCCCAAGAGCUCGGAGGGGAACCUGCCGGCCGAGUGCGUCCACAAGAGCGGGGUGCGGGUAACCCUGGACAACAACAACAUGUGGAACGAGUUCUACCGCUGCCACACGGAGAUGAUCCUCACCAAGCAGGGCCGCCGCAUGUUCCCUUACUGCCGCUUCCGCCUCUCCGGGCUGGAGCCCUUCCUGCGCUACAUCCUGGUCAUGGACAUCACGCCCGUGGACAGCAGCCGCUACAAGUGGAACGGGCGCCACUGGGAGGCGAACGGCAAGGCGGAGCCCCACGUGCUGGGCAGGGUGUUCAUCCACCCCGAGUCCCCUUCCUCCGGCCAUUACUGGAUGCAGCAGCCGGUCUCCUUCUACAAGCUGAAGCUGACCAACAACACGCUGGACCAGGAGGGCCACGUGAUCCUGCAUUCCAUGCACCGCUACCUGCCACGGCUGCACGUGGUGCCCGCCGACAAGGCCACCGAGGUGAUCCAGCUCAACGGGCCCGAGGUCAUGACCUUCUCCUUCACACAGAACGAGUUCUUUGCUGUCACCGCCUACCAGAACCUGCGCAUCACCCAGCUCAAGAUCGACUACAACCCCUUCGCCAAGGGCUUCCGCGAGGACGGCCAGUGCUACCGGCCCGCCAGGGCCAAGGUGGAAGGGUUGGACUCCAAGCCUCUGUCUCUGGGAGAAGAGGGCAGGGCGGGAGGGAAGCCCAUGCAGACCUCCCUCAAGGCUCUGUUUGGCCACGCAGAGUCCUUUGACGAGGUGAUGGACCAGGAGCUCUUCAGCAACGAGGGCUUCGAUAUCAACAUCCUGCACAGACAGAUCACCCCGGCCAAACUCAGCACGGCUGCUUCUGCCUCUGUCAUCAAGACUGAGAAGAAUGAGGCUCCCAGCGCUCUGAACUGGAAGACGACCCCCAGCGUGGCCCCCGCUGUGCAGCUGAAGGAGGAGGAGGGGCUGCUGGCGGUGAAGACAGAGCUUCCCAGUGACGACGAGUUGAGCGCUGCGGGAGAGCAUGUGGGGCGCGUCAUCGUGAAGGAGGAGGAAGAGGAGGAGGAGGAGGAGGAGGAGAAGGAGGACACUGACCCCAUCAAACCACACCCGGACAGUCCACUCGGCGUGGCUAAAGCCAAGCUGCUAAAACUGAAGCCCUGCAGCAACAAGACUGCACUGCAGGAGAAAGACAAGCCACUACCAGCAGGCAGCGACUGCCCUCCAAACAUCCCGAGCGACUCCCCCGAAAAAGAGUCCCAGACAACGCCAGCAGCCAGACGGCUUCACCGACCCUCCCCUCAAAACAUGCUACACAAGCUGUCCCUCUCCCUACAGAGAGCCCGGAGCAAGCAGAGACCCAUCGCCCCGAGACCCCCUCCCGACCCGGCCCCUGAGUUUGCAGUCCUGUCGGGGCUCCCCAUGAGCAGCAAGGCAGCGGCGGCGCCAAGCCCCCUGCCCUCCGUGAAGAAGCGGCGCCAGCGCAAGGUGCGGUUCGGCAAGACGGGCAAGGCAUCUCGCAAGGCUGCCACGGCCCUGGGCCCCGCCGACACCAGCAUGCAGCCUGACCUGGAGGAUGUGGAGGGGGUCCUGUUCGUCUCCUUUGCGCGCAAGGAUGUGCUGGAUCUUCACCUCGGGGACCAGCCUCAAAGGGGAGAGCCCCAGCUUCCCCCAGAGACCACGCUGCCUCCGGAGAGGAAAGAGGCUCCUGAGUGUGUCCUGGAGCAGAUCUCCCGGCUGGAGAGGAAGCUGCUGGAUGAUCUGAGGAGACUCCGACACAGACAAGUGAUCCACCCCGUCCUGCAGGAAGUUGGGAUGAAGCUGAACUCGGUGGACCGCCGGAUGGACAUUGACCUGAAGUACCUGGGGGUGAGUCUGCCCCUGCCCCCCCCGGUGACGUGCCCUGGAGGAGAGGGGGGGUCUGCUUCCCAAAACACCUCGCCAGAUGUGGUCGUCCCCUUUGUCUCCCGAACGGGGAAAACGAACGACUUCACCAAAAUCAAAGGCUGGAGAGAGAAGUUCAGUGUGAAAUCAGAGGCUGCCCCUUCAAAACCUGAGGGUGGCGCUGUGCCCUCGGAGAGUGCCCUGAAGAACCGCUCUGCGUUCUGCAGCGACGCGCUGGACGAGUAUCUGGAGGCCGAGGCCAAACUGAUCGACCAGCGAGCCGCCAGCUUCUCCCCCAGCGCAGCCUGCGCACCCGUCGCCUACCAGCUCCCCACCAAGAGCACCAGCUACGUGCGCACCCUGGACAGCGUGCUGAAGAAGCAGGCUCCCCCCUACACAGCACCCCGCCCCAGCCCAGCCAGCAAACCCACCCCCACCACCCCUAGGAAACACAAACAGGCCCCAAAAAACAAGACCCCCAGGACAGCUGGCAAAGCCAAACCUGGCAAACCUGCGCUCCCCGUUCCUCGUCCUGUUCACCCUGCUGCCAGACACAAGCCCUCGCCCAAGCCUGCAGCCAAGUCCAAACCACUCCCCCUUUCCUCCCUGCUGAUCACCCCUCCUCCUCCUCCUCCUCCUCCCCUGCCCCCCUCCCUGGGUGAGGUCUACCAGCUGGGCGCGCUGCCGGACAGCGUGCCGCUGAAGCAGGAUGGUUUGGGGCGCGGGCCCGGCUCCUCAAACAGCCGUGCGCAGGGCCUGUCCAAGAACAUGCUGAAACUCAUGGACCUGGAGGACGGGGCGCUGUGGGAGGGCAGACCGCGCACCUUCAUCACUGAGGAGAGGGCAGAGGUGGCACUGAGCUCCCUGCUCACCGCACAGGGCUCCCUGAAGGGAAAGCCUCUGGGUAAGCUGGUCACGCGCCGGGCGCCCCCCUGCCUCAAUGAUUUCUGCAGGCUGGGCUGCGUGUGCUCCAGCCUGUUCCAGGAGCGCCGCCUCCCCACUCACUGCUGCAAGCCCGGCUGCAUGUUCGGCUGCACUUGCCUGAAGCGCAAGGUGCUGCUGGUGAAGGCAGCCGAGCCCAAGCGCAAGAAGCAGCGCAAGGCAGAGGAGCGGGCGGACCUCAUCUUCUACAGCGCGCUGGGAGAGGGGGAGGGGGGAGAGGAGCCGGUCUGCAGCAAGCACAAGAAGAAGAGGAGGAGGAGGAGGAGGAGGAGGAGGAUUGAGUACACUAUCUCAGAGCCUGAGGCAGAGUCACAGCCGGCAGCCCCCCGCGUGUUGAAGCUGUGGACCCCCGUGGCUGGCGAGAUCGACCCCGAGCCCGUCUUCAUCCCCACCCCCUCCGCUUGCGUGCCCCCCCACUCCCCGCCUCGCUCCCCCCAUUCCGGCAAAGGCAGCGGCAAGGGAUACACCUGCAGGCCCAGCUCAGCGAUCCAGGAUGAGGACAAGGGCCCGGUGUACCUGUACUUCGAGAGUAUGAUGACCUGUGCGAGGGUGCGAGGGUUUGACCGUGCACACAAGGAGAACACGCCCUGCGGAUUAAAGAUUGAGAGGGAGGAGGAUCCAAACCACAUGUUUUUGUCUGCACGACAGGGCAAGAGUGUGAAGGAGUGCCGGCAGCAGCAGGGAGGUGGAGGGUCCUCAGAGGAGCCCAUCAAGCUGAUCGAGAUCGUCGCGGAGUGCGACUGGGAGCAUAGCCGCAGCAAGAUCCUCAACGCACUGUCCCGCCGGGUCAACCAGGGAGACCUGGCCCAGCCCUUCGGCGCCGAGGGCUUCCUCGUGGAGCUGGAGUCCCAGAGCGAGAGGAGGGAGGGGGGCAAGCUGGUCAUCGCAUCCAGGGUGCGCAUCUCCCAGCCCGGCCCCCGAGAGGAGGAAGAGGAGGAGGAGGAGGAGGAAGAGAGGGAGUGGGGCAGGGUGUCCAGGGAGAAGGAGGUGUUCAUGAUGUCGAGCAGCGAGGGCCUGGAGACGGUGAGCAGGAAGAAGGCUGGCGUGAAGGGGCUGCCGUUCUACACAGGGGUCUCUCCUGCGGGACUCCUCAACGCUAACAAGAAGCACAGCGACUCCUCCACGCAGGAUCUCGUCAAGGUCAACGGCAAAUCGUAUCCACAAGCCAAGCUCUUGCUCGGCCAGAUGGGGGCACUGCACCCAGCCAACCGGCUGGCAGCCUACAUCACGGGCCGGCUGCGCCCCACUUCACUCGAACUGUCCCAUGUGACCUCCAUCCUCAGCAAGAAAGCCAGAGGUGGGAAAGAGCCGCAGCUGGCAAGCAAGGAGGCGGACAAGAGAGCGUCUAGGGGCGGCCAGGCCCCCUCCCCUGUCACGCCCUCCAGGGCUGAGGCAUCCGCGGCCCCCAGCCUCAGCACCGCGGCCCCCAGCAUCAGCACGGGCAGCGCUCUGACCUUCAGCAAGUUGGGGAUGGCCACUCUGGUAACCAAGCCCUCUGUGGGGAAUGUCUUCACCCAGUUCGUGGUGAACAAGACGGGUUCCCUGCAGCAGAGCCCGCCGGGGCUGAGCCCCCCACACCCGCAGACAGUCCCAUCGGUGGUGAUGAGACCGGCGCUGCCAGCUCGGGGGAGCGAUCAGGGCGCCGAGGUCCCGCCGGCCAUGUCCAGUAGCAGCACUCCCAGCAGCUCAGACGAGGGUCCUCGGCUGGCCUCCCCCCCUGCCGCUGUGGCCCCUGUGGCCCCCGGGAUAGCCCUGCCGGACCGACGGCCUGGAACCCGCUUACUCCUGAUCCCCAUGCCCUCUGCCCCGCCAGUGCGGCCCCCGCAGACCCCUCUGGGGCCACAGUUCCCUCCCGGACAGAGGAUGGUCCUGCAGCCCAUCCGCACCCCCUCGGGGGCCAACCUGUUCCGCCACCCCAACGGGCAGAUCAUCCAGCUGGUGCCCCUGAACCAGCUCCGUGCCAGCCUGCAGCCCAACAUGCAGCAUGUGGUGCUACGCAACCAAGGGUCGGUGAUUCGGUUACCUGCCCCUCCACAGCCAGCAGCAGCAACAGAUCCCAGCACUGCCUCGGUCAUGUCCCCAGUUCGCAGCUCCUCUGUCGCCUCCCCAGCAACGGGCCCCACAGGGAUCACCACCUCCCCCACGCAGAAGCCUGUCCCUGCCCCCAGCUUCGUGAGCCAGCCUGGGACUCUCACCUUCAGGAUCUCUCCCCCGGUGGGAGCAGGCGUGACACUGACCUCUGCCAACCUGCUGCCAGCACAGACAGGCAGCUUUGCCUUGCUGCAGGUCCCCAAACCUGCCUCUACCUCUGCCCCUGUUCCUACCCCCCUCCUUACCCCUGCUACCCCCAAAACCCCCAGCUCAGUCCCGCAGGCCACCACGGAGACAGAGAAACCAGGAAACAACAAUCCGGAUAACCGGCUUACCUCAGAAGUGGGGGAAGGAGAAGGGCAGGGAGAGAGUGGGGUGACCGAGGAGGAGGAGGAGGAGGAGGCUUCAGGAGGAAACCAGGAGGAUGCAGAUGAUAAAGAGGAGGAUGACCAGGGGCAGAAGCCCAAGCUGACAUCCUCCCCCUCUCCCACACCUGCGCAAGAGCAGCCAGGCAGCCCAGACUCUGAGUCGGAGACCUCCUUCCAGGCAGCUGCUGUGUCCAGCGACCACUCCUACACCAACGGCCUCGAGCAGCGUAGAGAGUCAAAGGGGCAAAGCAGUGAGUCGGACCGGUCCUGCCUCGCUGAGCGGAUUGGGGGCUCUGCUGAGCUGGAGGACCCAAGCCCCCUGCCUCUCGCUCCCUCUGCUGCCUCUCCCCCAACCCCCACUCCAAAGCCUCUCAGGACUCUGAUGGACCUCAAAUCCUCUCCUGUCCUCAUUCUGGGUGGCAGCUCCAAGUCUUUGGUGCCGUCUGUGGCAGCCGCCAAGCCUCCUGUAGAGCUGGGACUGGACUCUGGCUCUGGUUCUAGAGGCGGUCUGGAUCUAGGGAGCGGUGGUGGUGGUGGUGUUGGUGGAUCCGGACCAGGCAGGCCCAACGAGUCCCGAGCUGACCCCAGCAGAGAGGCUCUGAACCUGGGGCUGGAGGAUGGAGAGGUACAGGAGGAGGAGGAGGAGGAAGAGGAAGAGGAUGAUAAGACAGACAACUCUGAGGACGAGUUUGAGGGACAGGACAGCGAGGAGGACAGCGAGGGAGACGAGAUGCAGGUUAUGGACAGCGAAGCCUCUGACUCGAGCGAGGAGGAGGAGGAUGACGAAGAAGCCAUCGAUAUCGAGACGGUGGAGGAGCUGUCUGAGAAGAUCAGUAUCGCCCGGCUCAAAGCCAGCGCCAUGCAGACGAGACUCGUCAAAGAGUGCAGCCUCUUCCAGCCUAAGAUCGUCACCAAACACAGCGUGAAACGCGGGCGGCGCGUGGAGGAGGAGGAGGAGGAGCUGGUUGAGGUGGAGACCUGCUCCCGGCUCAACCACACCGCCAACGAGCGCAGGCGACGCAGCGAGAUGAGAGAGCUCUUCGACAAGAUGAAGAAAGUGCUGGGGCUACACCGCCUGCCCAAGGCAUCCAAAUACUACAUCCUGAAGCAGGCACACAAUGAGAUCCAGGCUCUGGAGGAUCAAGCUGAUCGGCUCCAGGGGCAGAAGAACCUGCUGUCCCGCCGGAGAGCCGUGCUGGUGAAGAAGAUCGCGCAGACGUCCGGGAAGACGGAGGAGCUCAUCCUGAAGAAGCUGGAGUACAUCUCGGCCAAGCAGAAGGCAGUGGAGAUGCAGAGGAAGAAGCUGGGGAAGAGCGUGGCUGCAGGGGUCACCCCGAGGGAGCCCCCCAGACCCCUGGCCCACGUUGAGCCCUCCGAGCCCCCCCUGAAACUGGACAGCUCCCAUGCAGGCAGACCCCUCAUCCUGUCCCGGAAGAGAGCUCCGCACAGCAAAACUGCCGGUGUAUUGGGCUCCUCCUCAGUGUUGUCCACAGGCAGUCUCGUGGUCACUCCUGAGGGUCGUCUCGUCUCUCUGAAGCCCCCCCUGCAGACCGGCCCCCCCAUGGUGGCAGCAGAGAUCACCUCUCUCCCAGGAGUAGCGUCUGUGAUGAUCCAGCUGCCGGGUCUCACACUCCCAAUCCAAGUGAAGAACUGCAUCCCCCUCCCAGUGACUGGAGCUCAGACCAGCUCACAGAGAGGAGCACUGCGUGGAGCUCAGACCAGCUCACAGAGAGGAGCACUGCGUGGAGCGCAGGGCGGAGCUCAGACCAGCUCACAGAGAGGAGCACUGAGGGGAGCUCAGGGCGGCGCUCAGACCAGCUCACAGAGAGGAGCACUGAGCGGAGCGCAGGGCGGAGCUCAGACCAGCUCACAGAGAGGAGCACUGAGCGGAGCGCAGGGCGGCGCUCAGACCAGCUCACAGAGAGGAGCACUGAGCGGAUCACAGGGCAGAGCACAGAGCGGAGUGCAGGGCAGAGCUCAGACCAGCUCACAGAGAGGAGCGCAGAGCGGAGCACAGAGCGGAGCGCAGGGCAGAGCGCAGGGCGGAGCACAGAGCGGAGUGCAGGGCAGAGCGCAGAGUGGCGCACAGAGCGGCUCCUCACUUCCCAAGACAGGCACAGCAGCAGAGCCUGAGGAGUUCAUCAUGCCCAGGAUUGUGAAUGUCACCUCACUAGCCGUCUCGGACACAGAGAAGCAAGGAGCCCCUCCUCGACCCCUGGACUCCAGCCUUGAGGGCCAGCCAGGGCCCCAGGAAGAGCCAGCAGGGGGGAAGGAAAGAGAGGCCCUCAGUUCAUCUGGUACCCCAGUUCCUGAGGGCCCAGCAGAGCAGAGCAGUGGCCCCCUGGACCAGAGCAGGAGCUGCCUGGAAGAGGAGAGGGAAAGAGGGAAGGGAGCGGCAAGAGAGGAGCCUGCUUCCCCUGGUCGUACAGCAGAGGGAGAGGAAGAGACCAGGGAAAGAGAUCAGAAGGAUGGAGGGGACCCUGCUGGGGAUCCAGAUUCGAGUCAGGAGGAGGCGGAAGAUGAGGAUGAAGACCCUGAGGAUGACCGGCUGACCUCCCUCCUGAACGAAAUCGUCUUUCUGAACCAGCAGCGCGGCAGCGACAUGCAGACGCAGUUCACACAGUGCAGGGAGACGAAGGAUAACGGCUCUGCAGGGGGUGUUGCCAACACUGUCAGCCCCCUCUUCCUGCAGCUGGCUGAUGAGCUGCUGGACCCUCCCUGCGCCGAGAGCAUUGAUUCGGACAGACAGCAGGGGGCGCCAGGAGAGGGCGACUUUGUCAGAAUAGUGUUGGGCUCAGAAUUCGUGGAUUCUGGCUCUGGAGCCAGCAGCAGCACAGGGGUGAUGAAUGGGACCAGCCAGCAGGGGCGUGCACUGACCCCUCCCCCCCUGCUGCAGCACAUGAGACUGGGCAGCAGCACUUGCCCCUCCUCCCCCCCUACCUCCACCCAGCACACUCCCGCGGACAACGAAGCCUGGAGACCCAUGCCCAAGCUAGCUCCCCUCGGACUGAAAUCAGGGCUCAAUCAGACCCCCCCGUCUCCUCCCCACUCCACCUCCACACUCUACACUACAACCAUGCCCCUGCUGGCCCCCGCCUCUCCCAGGGAAGGAAAGAGCAGCAGGAGCCCCCCCUUACUCAGUCAAGCAGACUGCUGACAGAGUGGAGAACAAUAAGAAUUAUAAUAAUCAGGGAGUGUACUUGUAUAGAUGACUUGUUAAUAUGUACUUAUUUAUAGUCUUUUUGUCCAGAAUAACUGCCGAACGUGCCUUUUUGAAAUUGCAAAGGCUUUGGUUUCCUUUCUUUUUUUUUGACUGGGGUAAGAGAAAGGGCAGGUAGCGUUGGGGAGGGUGGGGUUUUCUUUUAAAAUGGUGCCCCAACUUUCUUCUGAAUGUAUAGGGUUUUUGAAGUGAUUACUGCUGUGGGCGUGUUUGAAAUGAAAGCAGUGUCUCAGAACAGCAGCCAACAUUGUGCUGCCACGUAUGUUUUGAAUGUUGUUAGGAGUCUGCUUGGGGGUGGGGCAGCCCCUCUGAGCAUGCACCCGGGUCAUUCCCAGCAGUACUCCAGGCAAAGAGGUCAAGAGACAAAGGCCCACCACAGCAUCUUCGUUUGAGAAGUAUGGGAAGAGCGACACAUUGGUUGCUUUAAGAGUAUUGAGUGGAGUUCUGUUUCCUAGGCCUGUCUGCAGUCUUCACAGUUCAUGCUGCAGUAGUAAACGGAGUCCCCAUUCUCCUGCUCCUAGUGCUGGAAUAUUGAAAGCAGUUUCUCUUUCACCCCAAAACAAAUGCAGUCAGUUCUGAGCAGUUAGCUCUGUGUUGUUGUGGGACUUCUACUGAAUUGAUUGAAGUGAUUAAUAAUGAAAAGUAAUGCUGGUGAUGAUGGCUGAUCAGAGUUUAUAUGCGCAGGCUGUCAUUUUGUAUAGCUGUUUUUCAUGUGUAUAUUUCGAAUGAGAGGCUUGUCAAUGUGUAUCUAUCUCUGCAUCAAUAGUGCUGAAUUUAGAAAUGCAAAAAAAUAAGAAUUCAGUGAGACGUUUCAACUAGAUUUUUUUUUUUUUUUUUGGUUAAUCAGUACAUCCUGGUAAUUCCCUGCUAGUGUGUACAAACAUACAGUCUUUGUGUUGUAGGAAGAAAUGUAAAUGCUUCCAUUCUUUGUCUGUUUGUUUUUUGUAAUAAAUGAGGCUGCACUUUUGAAAGAAGCGGCAGUUUUGUCCCCCAUGCCUGUUUUUCCGAGCAGAGACGAAGACACUAUUUUUUUAAAGAUAUCUAUUGCUGCCACGUUGUGAUCUCCUUUCUGUAGAGGACGACAGGAGACUUUGUGGCCUUCAAAUAAAAUAAAUACAAAGCCGUUCUUGACCUGUGUGUGUGU